Molecule: messenger RNA, 1250 nt
Organism: Cyclospora cayetanensis
Lineage: Eukaryota; Apicomplexa; Conoidasida; Eucoccidiorida; Eimeriidae
Exons: 9
Biological process (GO): cell division
Molecular function (GO): protein binding
Source: RefSeq, a predicted model, not a curated record
CACAACAACGGCAACCCGAGUGUAUUGCAGCGCUUGUGGAGGCGCUCCGCCUGUGCCGCUGCUUCGUUGCUGCCUGGGAUGACUUAACACUGCAAUUAGCUGGAAUGCUGUAUGCAAACGGUCUUGGCGCACCGGCUGCGCAGUCCCUUGAAGGGAGUGGUCGCCUUGCUCCCCACUCUGCUCGUUCCCCCGGAGCAGCGUCAGCCGCUGAGGGAUCCGGAGACAGACUCAGCGGAGUGGCGUGGCAGCAGCGACAGGAGGAGCAGCAGGCUAUGGAAACUGAUCGUGGCGCACAACGGGAGAAGCAACAGCAGCAGCAGCAGCAACAGCAACAGCAGCAGAAUGCGUCUACGGGAGAGGAGGAGGCGUGGGGAGGCUGCGUAAUAUCAGCAGCCGCUGCCACGGCAGCAGCUGCCAUCGCAGCGGAGGCUUUGGGGGGAUUGCCGCAUGGGGAAGCCUGCCUCGAUACGGCGUUUUCUGCAGACAACGGAAGCUCCGCUACGGCAGCUGUUGUUAACUCGCUUUGCAAUGACGGUGCAGAUUACAACUGGCUUGCGAAGUGCUCGUGCGAGUUGGGGGACGAGAGCAGGGCCCUCGAAUUCUUUUCCUUGCUAGGAGAAUUAAACCCUUCCCGUCUGGACUUUGUCUCUGAUUUCGCGCGGUUGCUAGUGGCUCGGCAAGAUCUACAGGGCCUGCAGAGGCUGGCAGAGAGGUGUCAAGAAGUCUCCCCAGGGUCCUUUGGCACGCUUCUGGUGUCUGCACACCUCGCGCGUUUCGGGGGAUCCCAAGAAGAGGCCGUCGAGAUUCUGCAUGCCGCAACGGCACUCAACCCAACGGCAAGCGAAGGAUGGUGCAUGCUCGGAUCUGCGUAUAUCGAGAUGGGGGAUCUCCUUUCCGCCGCAAGGGCCUUUGCCGCAGGGGCGGCAGCAGCUCCUGCUGCAGCGGCAGCACAUCUGGGAAGCGGCCAGACUCAGGCGCUUCUUCACAACUGGGCGGCUGCCGAAAGACUCUACUUCACGGCCGUUAGAUGCAGGCCAGACUUGCCGAUUCUAUGGUGGCACCUUGGGACUGCGCAAAAGGAGCAGAACAAACUUUCGAGUGCCCUGAGAAGCUUUCAGCAGUGCUGGCUUCUUGCAGAAUCUACUGAAGCCGCUGCAGAGUGUUUCGGAUGCGCUAUGAUGUUGCGGCUCCUGGGGACUGUGGGGCCUUUGACUCCGGCGGUUUGGGCAGAGCGUCUUUUCGAGGGGUAA